CAAACCACACAGUUAGCUUUGAAUUAACUCCGUUUUAAACUAUGCCUGGAACCUUUUUUAAUCUUGUAUAAACUGUCACAGGUUAGCUGACCUGUGCACUUGUACACUGUCUACAAUAUCUGCAUUAGUUUGCGUUUGGAAAAAGGACGGCGAUGAAGACACAGACUGUCUACCUCCUCACAGGACUGCUUAUUAUUUCACUGUUUCACACAAGCUUCACACUGCUGAAGUCUAUCAAUGAACAAAGCUCAUAUGUAUCCAGAGAGAAUCUGGAGCCCAGAGAGCGGAGGUGGACGUCCAGGCCUGGGGCCCCUGGCUGGACUGCAGAUAAGAGGAGCCACUACAGAGACCAGCUUGGACCAGAUGAGCCGGACCUGUUGAUGGAGGAGGGACACGAUGACGCUACACAGAUUGUGAACAUUGAUCAUGCCUACUACACGUCUAAAAUCUAUGGUUCUGGAGACACGGCCAGUAAAGAGCUGUGGGUGAAUAUUGAUGAGAUGGAGGAGGAUGACUGGAGGGUCCGCGGCUUCCUGUCCAGUACUCACAGACAGGCUGAGAGAGUGAACCUUUCUUUUGACUUUCCUUUCUACGGUCAUAUCCUAAAGGAAAUAACAGUGGCCACGGGAGGUUUUAUUUAUACUGGAGAUGUAAUGCACCAGCUCCUCACAGCCACUCAGUACAUCGCCCCUUUGAUGGCGAACUUUGACCUUAGCCUUUCCAAAAACUCCAGUGUCUUUUACUGUGAUAAUGGCACUACGCUGGUGGUGCAGUGGAACCACAUACACCUGCAGGACAAUGUUAAUGCGGGGACUUUCACCUUUCAGGCCAUUCUGCACAGUGACGGACGUAUCGUCUUCACCUAUAAAGAGAUUCCUGUGGAUGUGAACAACAUCAGCACUGAGCAUCAUCCUGUCAAAGUGGGCCUGUCUGAUGCGUUCGUGGUGCUUCAUGAGAUAGAGCAGAUUCCUAAUGUUCGGAGGAGGACCAUUUAUGAGUAUCACAAAGUCGAUAUCCUCAAGUCCAAGAUCUCCAAUUCUUCAGCUGUGGAGAUGCUGCCACUGCCUACGUGUCUCCAGUUCUCCAGCUGUGGUCCAUGUGUCACCUCUCAGAUUGGCUUUAACUGCAGCUGGUGCAGUCGCCUACAGAGAUGCUCCAGUGGUUUUGAUCGCUAUCGUCAGGACUGGGUGGACCACGGCUGUCCUGAGGAGAGGAGAGAUUCCCGGUGUCUCCGAAUGACAGACGUCACAAACUCCACAUCUUCCCACUUCACACACACCACCACCGCAGUGGCUGUGACCGCAGGGCAACAGAGGAGCUCCAGUUCCACCUCCUCCUCCCUCAGCAACACACAGAGCGUCACUAACACCUCAGCACACAGCAGCACAAACAGAAGAACAAUUUCCACCCCACAUCCCCCCACCAGCAAACCUGCACAAGAUGACACAAAGAUCUCUUUGCGCAUUAAUGAAAAGCCAGGGGGUGAGGAGACUGCAGGGCAGAAUGAUGAGCGGCUGCAGAUUGGUCUCCUGGUGGGCAUCAUCAUGGUGACAGUUGUCAUGGCAGCAGCAGUUCUUCUGUCUGUCUACAUCUACACUCAUCCUACCUCCAGUGUCAGCCUCUUCCUCAUGGAGCGGCGUCCGACCCGGUGGCCAAUCCUGAAAUUUCGACGGGGCUCCAGUCGGCCUUCCUACGCAGAGGUGGAGGCCUCUGGUCAGGACAAAGAGGGCGCGGUGGUGAUCGACCCCAAACAGGCUUUUAUCAUUUCAGACCGGCGAGAGAGCGAACAGAAAGAAGGAUUCAUAGUUCCUGACCAGAGGGAGCGCUUCCUCAUCUCAGACAGCUCCUGACUAAAACUACUACCCAGAAGGCUCUGGGACAGAGGUUGCACUCUAUGGGAGUUAUCUUUCCUUUCCUGAUGCAGAGACAUUUUAUUUUCCACCUGGAAGGACAGAAUUGAAGCAUUCCAAGAGGAAAUUUUCAAACCUCUAUGAGGAAAUGAAAACAGAAUAUUUUAUGAAAUCAUGCGGCUUAAUGUUGUAGUGCGUAGCUAAAAAAAUACUCAGGUAAAAAAAAUGAUUUAGUUUGAAACUGUCCUGUUGGUUGGUGUUUACAGCAGAGGUGACGCUGCUCAAUGCUUGUUUUGAGACCAUUUCUGUCAGAGACGCUGUUAUUUUUCCUGAACUGUUGUGUGUCGUUCCCACUCCACCCUCAGAAAAGAGGAAUGUCAUAUUUGGGUGUCAUUUCCUCAUCUGAAAAAUACAGACUAAAUUCCUCACCAAUACAC
Sphaeramia orbicularis (orbiculate cardinalfish) is the source of this 2287-nucleotide messenger RNA. RefSeq names its product plexin domain containing 2a (gene plxdc2a). The record is from RefSeq and is a predicted model, not a curated record. NCBI's taxonomy places the organism in Eukaryota, Metazoa, Chordata, Actinopteri, Kurtiformes, Apogonidae. Bases 153 to 1850 code for a protein of 565 amino acids. The transcript is spliced from 14 exons.